AUUGCGACCUCGAGCACCCGUCCGUCCUUCGAAUGCUGGAAAAUGUAUUUUUUAAAGUUAUCCUUGUUUGUUGCCCUAGCGGGUUUUGGUGCAGUUCAUGGAGGAAUUUUCGAUAUCUUAAGUACUGAAUCAGAUUACAAUUUGGCGUUUGCCAUGGACACCUUGUUCGGGCUGGUAAUUAACACUACGGAAUUUUGGAUCAAUGGAAACAAUACGGAUCCAAUCGACGUGAACGUAAAAUUGAUGUGUGGAAAUAGAAAUACAGCAUCUCUAUCAAGAACCUACAUCAACGACGCCAAUUUAAAAUCAAAAAUCGAUACUUCGAAGCCGAUUGUUUUCAUUACACAUGGAUGGAUAGACAACGGAAACCGCGUUUGGAUCAGGGAUUUAAAGAAUGACUUCCUGACAUAUUUUGACACGAACGUUUGCGUUGUUGAUUGGGGCAACUUGGCAAUUGUGGGAUACAUGAUUGCCGUGAAGAAUACCUUCGAUGUUGGGCAAUACGUAGCGCAGUUCAUUACGUACCUCAGCAAUCAGGGUAUUCCACUGAGUAAGGUAACGCUCGUGGGUCACAGCUUAGGGGCACAAAUCAGUGGACACAUUGGCCGCAACCUAGGUGGCCAAGUAGGUGCAAUCUACGGCUUGGAUCCUGCGGGACCGCUGUUCACGAUGCCUUUCGAUGUGGGAACUGCAAAACGCCUGGACAAGUCGGACGCCAAGUACGUUCAGACGAUCGUCACGUCGAAAUGUACUACCGGUGUUUGCGCAGGAGAUGGACACGAGAAUUUCUAUCCCAACGGAGGAUGGGUGCCCCAGGUGAACUGUGGCGUGCCUUUGCUUUCCAAUGCCGAGAGCCCGGAAUUGAUCAGCUGCAGUCACUCACACUCGAUUACGUUGUUCCGAAUGUCAUUGAAUCCGAAAAAUGUUUUCACCGGAAAAGCUUGUGUGGAUUACUUUUCCUACUAUGCGUUGAUGUGCUUCUUUAGCUCCACCACAAAAAUGGGCGUAUAUUCAAGUCGGAUUGGUGGAAACUUCUACGUUAAGACUUCAGCGUUUUCACCGUUUACGUGAAUGAUUUAAAUGGAGAACAGCAGGAAAAACGGAUGAUCGACCGGUAUGGUUUAUAUUUUUUGAACGUUGGUAAUAAAGUUAUCUCAGCAAGGUCUUGUUCUAUAUCCAA
Molecule: messenger RNA, 1180 nt
Organism: Aedes albopictus (Asian tiger mosquito)
Lineage: Eukaryota; Metazoa; Arthropoda; Insecta; Diptera; Culicidae
Product: pancreatic lipase-related protein 2
Exons: 2
Coding region: 43-1071 (342 amino acids)
Biological process (GO): lipid catabolic process
Molecular function (GO): lipase activity
Source: RefSeq, a predicted model, not a curated record